UUAUCUACAAUAUUUAAUUGAUUAAUGCUGAAUAUAGUUUUAUUAGUGGUACUAUUGGUUGAGCUUUAAGCUGAUAAAUUGAUAUAAAUUUAAGCAUUAUGGAGACACGGUGCAAGAACACCAAUAUAUUGUAAUUGGAAUUGUAUGUAUUUCCGAAGUCAUGAAAUGCUUGAAGGUUAUUUGACAGCAACAGGAAUGAGGUAACAUUAUGUUUUAGGAUAAUGGAUGAGAAAGAGAUAUAUAGAAGAUAAUAAAUUUUUAAGUGAAACAUUUAAUGCAUCAGAAAUAACUAUAUAUGCUACAGAUGUGAAUCGUACAAUAAUGAGUGCAAUGAGUAAUUUUUAAGGAAUGUAUUCAAAUAAUGGACCUGAUGUUCCAAAUAAUGUAGAGGAUUCCUUUCUUAAACCACCAAAUCCAAAUGCUGAACCAGAUGUAGAUAUUGGAAAAUCAGCUCUAAGAUUCAACAUCUAGGUUCUUCCAAUUCAUAUGAGAACAGCUUUAACUGAUAUUCAAUUAAGAGCUUAUGGAUCACCAUAAUGUGCAUAAGCAGCAAGGUUUUAGAUUGAAAAUUAACAUACAGAUUUAGUUAAGAAUGUAUCAGAAAAGGCACAUGAUACAUUGAUUUAAUUUUGUAAUGAAAUGAAUAUUGAUCCAUAUAACUUUACAAUAUUCAAUAUGUCUGAAUAUAUGGAUACAUUCUAUUCGAGUAUUUAUAAUGAUUAUCCAAUGCCUACAAAUUUAAAAAAGGAAACAUAUGACAAAGCAGAUUCAACUUAUUCAUUGACAAUAGCUUUAAAGUUAUAUUAGACAUGGAAGUAUAUUUAUAUUUAUUAAUAUUUAUAGAUAAAUAACAACAUAAUCAGCUCCCUUUUUUGAUUAAUUCUUUGAAUAUACAGAGAAAGCAUUAAAUAAAAGUUAAACUUCAUUCAAGUAUGUUGUUUAUUCAGCUCAUGAUGUUACUGUUUAAUUGAUAGCAUCUGCUUUGAAUAUUACAUCAGCUGAAUGCAUGGCUCAAGUAUAUCUUGGUUAGGAAGUAUAAAAUAAGAAUUGUAUAUAUACUUAUCCUGGAUUUGCAUCUAAUAUUAUUUGGGAAUUGUGGUAAGAUGAUACUAAUAAUGAACCUUAUCUCAAGAUUCUAUACAAUGGUACUGAGAUGAAUUUAUGUAACUAAAAUUCAACUAAGUGUUUUUAUAAACAUUUCAAAGAGUUGAUUAAUGCUCAGAAAGGAAAUUUUUAAAAUGAUUGUGAUAUUGAAAUUGAACCUAUUGUAAGAUUUUUAUAAUAAAUAUUGUAAGAUUGAGUACAGAGUACCAAUUUGGAUGACAACACUUACUAUUAUAUUUAUUGUUAUCAUUGUAGGAUUUUGUUUCUAUGGCAUUUAUUUGUAUAAGUAGAUAAGAUAGGAUAGAACUUUGUUAAGUUAGAAUCUAUGA
Molecule: messenger RNA, 1433 nt
Organism: Paramecium sonneborni
Lineage: Eukaryota; Ciliophora; Oligohymenophorea; Peniculida; Parameciidae
Source: the annotation of a GenBank genome assembly